AGGUUUGAAGUCAACUUCAUAAGACCAAUGAAUGUUUCCAACUAAAUCCACUUGUUUCCUUGCAGCAACAAUUUCCUUGAAUAUCUGAUGUCACACAUGACCUGGUCUUGUAAUACUUCUUACAUAACUGCUAUAAGUACACAUAAUCUUUCAUUGUAGCUGACACAAAAUAUCAAGAACAUCUUCUUUGUUAUAAAAAUUUCCUACUCAGCAACCUAGUUUGAAUUUAUUUUUCUCGGUCUCAAGGAUAUUUAUUAAUCGCUCGAAAAUAUGUGGAUUUUUGGAUUAACCGGAAAAUCUGGGUUCUCAGCUCGCAACACAGCUGAGCAAGUUACUAAGGGAGUUGAUGGCACCGGUCUUGUUGCCAUUGUCACUGGAUCAUCAAAUGGAAUCGGAAUUGAAACCACCAGAGUCCUUGCUUUACGCGGUGUUCAUGUGAUCAUGGGAGUGAGGAACUGUAAGGCCGGUGAAAAAGUUAAAGAGGACAUAUGCAAGAAAAUCCCUGGUGCCAAAAUUGAUGUCAUGGAGAUUGAUCUCAACACAUUUGCCUCCAUUAGAAAGUUUGCUGCUGCUUUCAUUGCCACUGGUCUUCCGCUGAACAUACUUGUUAACAAUGCAGGGAUCAUGGCACCUCCAUUCACCCUGUCGAAGGACGGAAUUGAACAACAGUUUGCUGUUAACCACUUGGGUGGAUUUCUUUUGACAAAUCUAUUGUUGGACACUCUGAAGAACACUGCUCGCGAUUGUGGCAAAGAAGGGAGGAUUGUUAACAUUGCAUCAACACUCCACACUUAUACCUACAAAGAAGGAAUUCUUUUCGACAAAAUCAAUGACAAAGACUGUUAUGAUCCCAACUAUGCCUAUGGACAGUCAAAGCUCUGUAACAUAUUGCACUGUGUUGAGCUCUCAAGGCGUUUGAAGGAGGAAGGCGCGAAUGUCACUGCAAAUUCGCUUCAUCCUGGACUUAUUGCCACUAAUAUCAGCCAAAAUAGCGGCAUUCUUGGCUGUUACCUCGCCUGUACUCAGUUCUUGUUGAAAAAUAUUCCUCAAGGAGCUGCAACUACGUGCUAUGUGGCAUUGAACCCUAAAGUCAAUGGUGUUAGCGGUGAAUUUUUCCAGGACAAUAACAUCGUUAAAGCAAGCAAAAUGGCUAGAGAUCCAGAAGUUGCCAAGAAGCUGUGGGAGUUUAGCUUGACCUUUACAGAGGCCAAAUGAUUUUGAUUUUUGAGUGACCUAUAUGGAACUUUCCAUUUUCUUGUGUGCCUUUUCAGUAAUUUAUCUUUUCAUUGUUUGUGAAACAUUUUGUUUAUUGUGUAAUUAUUAAGUUAUUAUUACGUUAAUGACUUGUAGCGGUGUAAUAUCGUGAGCUUGGAAAUAAAAGAAUGUACUAUUUUCUUAUAAA
Daucus carota subsp. sativus is the source of this 1402-nucleotide messenger RNA. Its product is annotated as short-chain dehydrogenase TIC 32, chloroplastic. The record is from RefSeq and is a predicted model, not a curated record. Bases 271 to 1215 code for a protein of 314 amino acids. NCBI's taxonomy places the organism in Eukaryota, Viridiplantae, Streptophyta, Magnoliopsida, Apiales, Apiaceae. The transcript has 6 exons.